GAGCUCAGCUCAAGUGAGCUUGUGUGCCUGCAGAUGCUGUGGUCACACCUCCUGAUGACAGGCAGUUUUAGCUUCUAUGUCCAGCCCAGGAACUUUCCCAAGGCCUGCAAAUCAUGAUCCAGAGACUACAACAAUAAAUAUCCAAAUGCAGUUCCCCUCGAAAGCCGGCAGUGGACCGAGCUGUCUGAGCCACCCAAGCUCUGUUGCGGGGUCUGCAUCUCCCCCUGGCUUUCCUAUCACCCCCUCGGCUGACCAACCAGGCCUGGGUCUCCCAAAAGAAAAGCACAGGAUCAGAGCUGAGAUCUGCCAUGUAGAAGUGAGGAAAAUUCUGACCAAGUAAAGAAUUCUUGCAGAAUAGCUGACCUUCUCAGACCAUGAACUACGUGGGGCAGCUGGCUGAGACAGUGCUCAUCACCGUGAAGGAGCUGUACAAGGGCUUGAACCCAGCCACCCUGACGGGAUGCAUCGAUGUCAUCGUGGUGAGGCAGCCGGACGGCUCUUUCCAGUGCUCACCUUUCCACGUGCGCUUUGGGAAGCUGGGAGUCCUGCGCUCCAGGGAGAAGGUGGUUGACAUAGAAAUCAACGGGGAGCCAGUGGACCUGCACAUGAAGCUGGGAGACAAUGGCGAGGCCUUCUUCGUUCAGGAGUCGGAAGGGAAUGAAGAGACAGUCCCCUUCUGUUUGUGCACCUCCCCCAUCCUUCUGGAAGAGAGCCCAGACCUCGUGGCCAAACCAUCCCCAGAGCUCAUGGAGUCUCAGCUCAGCCUGCUUGGAGAGCCAGAAGCAUCAGGCUCUGACACAACGUCCUUUCGUAAGAAAAGGCGGCGCAGGAAGAAGCCGAAGCAGAAGGAGGUGGAGGACUCUACUUCAGAAGAGCUGGAGGGGACUGACAGCGAAAGGACGCUCGAGGAAAAGCGCAAGCUGCUGAAUGCCUGUGAUUCGGUUUAUUUCUCCUUCACUGAUCUCCCAAGUGAGGAGCCUGGUGCUGUGCAAUCCAAAGAGAUCUACCACUAUUCUGAUGGGGAGCUGGCUCCAACGCAGAGCCUCGCCCCAAGCUGUCCGUCUUCUCCCAAAAGCGAUUCUGAACUGGAGAUCAAACCCUCUGAGCCACCCCCUCUUGGAGCUGAAACCCACAUGCAGUGGACUUGGGGGAGGCUCCCUCAGGUGAGUAAAUUGGAGCGAGUUGAACCAGUUAAGUCUACUUUGACCUUCACCACAACAACGACCAUCCCAGUGAGCCAAACGACCCACUUCCAAGCCAUCACGGCAGGUUUGGAAGGUGACUGGAGAACAGCAGACUGCCAGGAUCCAUCCUGUUCCUCCACCACACCUAUAAUUAGGCCUACACCUCUCUUCCAAAAUGGGAAUGGCCCCCAUGAGCUGACAGAGCCCCCCUCAGCAGAAUCCACAGCUGUGGCUGGGGGUGUGCCAGAAACCGUCUUGCCCCCACAAGGAGAGCAGACCGCACAGGAACAGCCAGUGGGAAGGGCCAAGGAAGAAGAGAACACUGUGAAGAGCCAGCAAUUCCUCAAGCCGGAGCCCUCUUGUGUGCAGGCAGCCCCUACCCCAAGAUGGGCUGGGUCAGAGAGCGUGGAACCCAGUGAUAGCCCAGAAACCCAACUGGAGAGCCCGAGGAGGCCAGGCUCCAUAAAGAGAAGUCCUCACCUGGGUCCCAGCGACAUUUACUUGGAGGACCUCACCAAUCUGGACGAGGAGCAGGCAGCCCUUUAUUUCCCCAAAAGUGAUGUGGAACCAGGUUCAAAGCCCUCAGCAGAUCCCAGCAGCCUGGGCCCUACCCAGCCGCUGGCUGGUCCUACAACUGAUGGAGGCAUCGAUACCUUAAUGGACCCCACUCAUGACCUGUUGCACCCCAUUGCGUUAUCCCUUUGUGGUGGUCUCGGAGACAGCAGCAGAAUCUUGCACAAGAAGUUCAUGGAGCACACAGUCUCCUACCAUGAGUUCGCUGAGAACCCAGAAGUCCUUGAUGACCCAAACUUGGUGAUAAAGAUCCACAAGAAGUACUAUAACUGGGCAGUGGCUGCCCCCAUGAUCCUCUCCUUACAGGCAUUCCAGAAGAACAUCCCUGAGAGCACCAUUGACCGGUUGGUGAAGGAGAAAAUGCCCAAGAAGAGCGGCAGGUGGUGGUUUUCCUGGAGGAGGAAAGACUUGGCUGCUGAGGAGCAUGAACCCAGCACAAGAGACCUACAGCAGGGCCCUACACCAGAGAGGGGGAAGACGGAUCCUUUGUCCAGUGACAACUCCAUAUCCCCAGUGUCAAGACCCGAUGCCACCUACAAGAAAUCACUGCGGCUCUCUUCAGAUCAGAUUAAGAGACUGAACCUUCAGGAUGGCCCCAAUGAGGUGGUGUUCAGUGUGACCACUCAGUACCAGGGCACAUGUCGCUGCGAGGCCACCAUCUACCUGUGGAACUGGGAUGACAAGGUGGUGAUCUCUGAUAUCGAUGGGACCAUCACUAAAUCUGACGCCUUGGGUCACAUUUUGCCACAACUGGGAAAAGACUGGACCCAUCAGGGCAUUGCCAAACUCUUCCAUAAAAUUCACCUGAAUGGCUACAAGUUCCUGUACUGUUCAUCCCGGGCCAUUGGCAUGGCGCACAUCACCAAAGGGUACCUGAAAUGGGUCAAUGACCAGGGCUGUGCCCUCCCCAAGGGACCCAUCCUGCUGGCCCCCAGCAGCCUCUUCUCAGCCUUUCACAGGGAGGUGAUAGAGAAGAAGCCAGAGGUGUUCAAAAUCGCCUGUUUAACAGACAUCCGGAACCUGUUUGGUGCCAGGAGUCAGCCUUUCCAUGCCGCCUUUGGGAACAGAGUCAAUGAUGUCGAUGCCUACAAGCAAGUGGGGUUGUCAGAGUCCCGUAUAUUCACAGUCAACCCAAAGGGGGAACUGAUCCUGGAGCUCCUCAAAAACCAGAAAUCCACGUACGAGCGGUUGACUGAGCUGGUGGAGCUGAUCUUCCCCCCGCUAGGUCUUGAUGCUCGUGUUACUUUGCUGUGGCCAGAGUACAGCCAGUUCUCCUACUGGAGGGCUCCGCUGCCGCUCAUCGACAUGGAAGAUCUUGCCUGACCCUCUCUCCCCCCAGCCCCCAAACAGACCUGGUGAAGGGGCACAAGCUGCCAGGCCGUGAUACAGCAGCCAUCUGCCUGUGCUGCUGCUGCUGCUUGGGACUGUCAUUUAAUAAACACUGAACAUGUU
Pelodiscus sinensis (Chinese soft-shelled turtle) is the source of this 3209-nucleotide messenger RNA. The record is from RefSeq and is a predicted model, not a curated record. NCBI's taxonomy places the organism in Eukaryota, Metazoa, Chordata, Testudines, Trionychidae.